Oncorhynchus kisutch (coho salmon) is the source of this 2231-nucleotide messenger RNA. RefSeq names its product peripheral myelin protein 22. The record is from RefSeq and is a predicted model, not a curated record. Gene Ontology annotation, cellular component: plasma membrane. NCBI's taxonomy places the organism in Eukaryota, Metazoa, Chordata, Actinopteri, Salmoniformes, Salmonidae. The coding region runs from base 192 to 665 and encodes 157 amino acids. The transcript has 5 exons.
ACCGAUGGGCGUUGUUCUUCCAUAAUGAGAUACUUUAUAACUGCAGCGCUGCCCUUCACAUCAAUCUAGUCGGAAGAAAUUGGAACAGUUGUUGGAUUCGGGGAAACUUGCUUUGCGCGCUUUUCUUCGGAAAACCAUUUUUUUGGUGGAAUUAUAGUCACUCUGCAGUCGCACUAACUCCUUCUGACAAGAUGCUGCUCCUACUACUGGGAAUCGUCGUCCUGCACAUUGCAGCCCUAGUCCUCCUAUUUGUGUCAACAAUUGUUAAUGCCUGGACGACAGGGACCACUAGCAGCUCAGACCUCUGGAAUAACUGCUCUACAACCAAUGGAGGAUACCACUGUGACCCGGCCAACACUGGAGUGUGGAUCCAGGCGGUGCAGGCCCUGAUGAUCCUGUCCAUCAUCUUCAGCUUCAUCUCUCUCUUCCUGUUCUUCUGUCAGCUCUUCACCCUCCAGAAGGGAGGACGCUUCUUCCUCACUGGAGUCUUCCAGAUCCUUGCCAGUCUGUUUGUGAUGAGUGGAGCAGUGAUCUAUACGGUGAUGAGUCCUGAGUGGGUGCAUGAUUCAGAGGCCUUUGGCUGGGCCUACAUCAUGGCCUGGGCGGCCUUCCCUCUGGCCCUGAUCAGCGGACUCAUCUAUGUCAUCUUGAGAAAACGGGAAUAAGACCCCUGUUCCCUAACCUCCACCCCACUCUCAGCAUUAACAAUCCCCCCCCCCCCCCCCAGGAGAGUAGAGUCAGAAGCUUGAGGACUGGUUUCUGACUGAGUCCACAGCCGUCUUCACCCAGGUCUUCAUCGUACUGGGAGGUAACACAUGAUGAAACAAUACUGUCAGAAUUUGAAGCUGUAUAUAGUAUCUAUGGUUUAAAGUCUAUUUAUAACACUUUACAUAUGUGUACAUAGUAUUGUUGUCGCUCCGUCAGAUAUUCAGACAAGCUUUGUUUUAGCUGAUAAAUGUUUGUAAUGAUGAAAUAAUUAGACGCUGUGUUGUUGAACAGUUUGAACAGUGUUCACCAAAGGGCAUGUAUAAAAUAGAGCUAGAAGGAUUGUGUAACUGAGCUUGCUUUACAAAAACUAAGUGGUAACAUCCAAAUAAUGGCUUAGAUGUUUAACUUUUUUAAAUUUUGUUUUAUUUUCAACAAAUGGUGCUAUGUAUUUCCCAUUCCUAUUACUGAUAGCCAUUUUCAUUUUACAGUCAAAUGACUUGACUUAUGAAGUAACUAUAAAUGUCAGGGUGAGAAGUAGACUUCAAUGUAAUGUGCCUAACUGCUUCGGUUUAUAGAGACAUGAUUUAGAUUUGUUUUAAAUGAAAGCUUUAGAAACAGUCAACUGAUUGUUCAGCUAAAAUGAGCGUUGGAGUUAGGGUGGAGCAGUCGUUUUUUGGUUGGAAUGUCAGUAUUAGAAUGUCUUGCCAUUGUUCCAUUUGAUUUCCUCUGUUUUAGACAGAGUUCAAGGAUGGAGAACGAGAGAUAAAUGACUGCAUUGACUUAGAUCUGGGUUGUUGUCUUCUCUCUCACUGUAAGGCCAAGCCAUGUUCAUCUGUUUGUAUUUAUAGCAUAUGUAUGACCAGUAAACACGCUAGAUACCAACCUGCCUCUUGGACAGAGUACUGUAACAACUAGUAGGGCAUUGCAGCCAGAUCAAAAUUGAUGUAAGUUUUUAUAUCUGAUUACAUUAUAUAGAUAAUUCAAAGAAGGGCAAGCAAGCUCUGAGGCAGCGUACUCCAACCUGAUCAAGGCAGAAUAGAGGACAUGAUUUCUAGUAUUAGCCUUGCCAUGUGGGAGAAAAUGGACAGUCUGCAGUUGUGAUACAAAUGUUCCGAUUCACUUUUGAAGUUUGACAAGCUGCAGUUUCUGCCACACUGAAGUACAUGUUUUAUCAUGUUAAUAACAUGUCUAUGACUAUUUAGUAUGUAGACUUAAUGAAACAAACCAAAUUGAAAGCUCCUACCUACGGGGGAUUUCUAUGCAUUUCACUAUUUUAUUUAGUGUAUUCCUCAUCACAGCAUAACACUAACACCAUUAGAGCUAUAGUCAAGACCAUUGAUUAAUGUUGAACUGCAUGUAGCGAUUUACAAUCUUAAUAGAUAUGUUUAAAUGGUCCAGUGUCUGCCUUGAGUAUGGUAAACUACUGAAAAGAGGAAGUAAAAAUGUACAGUGCAUGAAAGAGUAAUGUGGGAUCUCUUCUUGUAUUUGGUUGGUGUGUUAUUAAAGAGAAUGCAAAUUCUGAA